AUAUGGUGCUCGUGAGAUUCAAUUUAUUCGUGGAAUCAGCCCCUGAUUUUGAUUGAUCGACCGAAACGUGAAAAUCAGCGAUCGCAGAAGCGGAUUAUAAAUCAAGGGAGAAGAGGAGGAAACAUAUCCGGGAAUUAAUGUGACUGAGGUUAAAAGAAAGAAGCCAACGCAGAGAGUUAGGAAAAUUGUAAUCAUAAAAUGACUAUGGACGUGAGCAAGUCUGAGCCUAAUAGAAAUGGUGCUACCCAGCAAGAAUGUGCAGGCUGUGGAAAAGCAAUAACCGAAAGGUACUUAUUGAAAGCCUUGGACUUGUUCUGGCAUGAAGACUGUUUAAAAUGUGGAUGUUGUGACUGUAGGCUUGGGGAAGUAGGAUCUACAUUGUAUACGAAAGCAAAUCUUUUACUCUGCAAACGAGAUUAUCUCAGACUUUUCGGGAAUACAGGGCACUGCGCUGCCUGCAGCAAAAUAAUUCCUGCCUUCGAAAUGGUCAUGAGGGCCAGAGCCAAUGUUUAUCAUCUCGAGUGCUUCGCGUGCCAACAAUGCAAUCAUAGAUUUUGCGUCGGCGACCGAUUCUACCUGUGUGAGAAUAAAAUUCUUUGCGAAUACGACUACGAGGAAAGGCUCGUCUUCGCGAAUAUGGCACUCCAUCCGCCGGCGAAUGCUACUUUGGCGCAUAUGAAGACUCGAAUCACUCACCUUGCAGCAGCCGGACUUGAUCAGUUUUCCUUGAGAGAAUGUCAGAGCUAUGAGGCUCUAAGGCGAAGGAAGACCCCUGACGACAUAACCCCUUAA
This is a messenger RNA of Belonocnema kinseyi, 792 nucleotides long. Its product is annotated as LIM domain only protein 3-like. Gene Ontology annotation, cellular component: nucleus. Lineage: Eukaryota; Metazoa; Arthropoda; Insecta; Hymenoptera; Cynipidae. Gene Ontology annotation, biological process: positive regulation of transcription by RNA polymerase II. The transcript is spliced from 7 exons. The coding region runs from base 199 to 792 and encodes 197 amino acids. Gene Ontology annotation, molecular function: transcription coactivator activity; DNA-binding transcription factor binding. The record is from RefSeq and is a predicted model, not a curated record.